CCGCCCUCCAAUUUUAUAGCUCCUGUGAGGACGCCGCUUUAAAUUGCCCUAAACUCCUUGAGACUGGCGCCUUUUCUUUAUCUUGGGGAAAGACGGACAGCUAAUUUUAGCACGCUUUGGAUCUGCACUUUCGCCUGCUUCAUUUUAAAUCAGGAUUACACCUCAACAUGAGUGAUAAGGGCACCAUCUCAACAAAAGAGGGAGCAGAGAAGAGGGGACGUGGAAGACCAAGGAAACAGCCACCGGUGAAAAGUGGUUCUGAUGAGCCCAGUGGGUCCCCUACCCCAAAGAGGCCCAGGGGAAGGCCAAAAGGCAGCAAGAACAAGGGCAAGAAGACACCAGCAGCCUCAACUGCAGGGAUGAAACGCAGGGGAAGACCUAAGAAGGAGAUAGUUCUGAUGAGGAAUUGACCAAUUUUGGCCUAAAACUGACCUGUGGCACUCAUCUUCAUGCGAUUCUGGAGACGGCAGGGACGAGGUAAGCAAUGAUUGUUGAAUUCUUUAAACACAACGCUCCAUGUAAAAUAAAACUAUUUAAGACUACAUAUAUGACAAUAUAGUUUUGCUUGUUUUGAAGUAGUUGUGUUUUGCAUUAAGGGGAAUGUGUUCAUUAGAUGUUUUGUGGUAUUACAUUUGUUGUUGAUUAAACUUAAACCUUUAGCUGUACAUAACUAUCCUUUCAUACUAACUCAUGUCAUAACUCUUUAAUUAUCUUUAAGGGAGAACAAACACCAGCGUCUUGUCAUCGGCAAAACGCUUGCUCUGUAUUUAUGCCAGGACAAAGAGCUGGAGCAGGCGAGAGGGAGGCUAGGAAAUAGUUCUUAUGCAAGGGAUAUGGUGGAAGCUAUGAUGCAACUCGUGGCCAGUUUUACGCCAGAGAUGUGUAAAUGUUUUAAGUCUGUAUAUCUCCCGGGCCGGAUUGAGCGCCAACGGAAAGAGCUCAAGGAACUCUUGGCAAGCAAGCCUGGACUGGACUGGACUGAGAGACUUAUUAAGGGCUGCUAUGCAUCACUAUGGAUGUACUGUUAUAGAGCUCAAAUCCAAUCAAAUUUUAUUUGCCACAUGCGCCAAAUACAACAGGUGUAGACA
This is a messenger RNA of Coregonus clupeaformis (lake whitefish), 1088 nucleotides long. RefSeq names its product high mobility group protein HMG-I/HMG-Y. Bases 168 to 410 code for a protein of 80 amino acids. Gene Ontology annotation, biological process: regulation of DNA-templated transcription. Gene Ontology annotation, molecular function: DNA binding; transcription coregulator activity. Lineage: Eukaryota; Metazoa; Chordata; Actinopteri; Salmoniformes; Salmonidae. The record is from RefSeq and is a predicted model, not a curated record. The transcript is spliced from 5 exons. Gene Ontology annotation, cellular component: chromatin; nucleus.